AUGCAAAUAUUGGACACGGCACAGACCUCGACGAGCGGCAAUAAUGCCCAAUGCGUCAACAAGAGCGAACCUCCAACCGACCUCUCCAUUGCGGUGUGUGAAAGCGAAAAGCAACAUGCGACGGAGACGCGCCGACGGCCUCUUUGUCCGUGGCCGUCGUGA
Messenger RNA from Alternaria burnsii, 162 nucleotides. RefSeq lists its product as uncharacterized. The coding region runs from base 1 to 162 and encodes 53 amino acids. Lineage: Eukaryota; Fungi; Ascomycota; Dothideomycetes; Pleosporales; Pleosporaceae. The transcript has a single exon. The record is from RefSeq and is a predicted model, not a curated record.